Molecule: messenger RNA, 1399 nt
Organism: Cucurbita pepo subsp. pepo (vegetable marrow)
Lineage: Eukaryota; Viridiplantae; Streptophyta; Magnoliopsida; Cucurbitales; Cucurbitaceae
Product: WAT1-related protein At2g39510
Cellular component (GO): membrane
Molecular function (GO): transmembrane transporter activity
Source: RefSeq, a predicted model, not a curated record
UACGUGGAAACCAUCUUCUCUUGUAACCAUCAAGUUUGAGUAAGCCAAAUUGGUCCCCAAGCUUUGGUUAUAAAACCACGUUAUCAAUUACCCAAACAACACACACGAGAGAGAGGGGAAAGAAAGAAAUGGAGGGUUUUUUGAGGCUUUUGGUGUCUGCAAAGCCAUAUUUAGGGGUCGUUUUUGUGCAGUUCGGGUCGGCUGGAAUGGCGAUCAUUGCGAAGUCAGCUCUCAACAAAGGGAUGAGCCAAUAUGUGUUUGUGUUCUAUCGAAUGGCUGUUGCUACUAUCGUCUUUGCUCCUUUUGCCAUUGUCUUUGACAGGAAAGUGAGGACUAAGAUGACCCUUCCGUUGUUCUUCAAGAUUGUGAUGCUCGGUUUAUUAGAGCCGGUGAUUGAUCUGAACUUGUAUUUUACUGGUAUGAAGUUCACAACAGCAACCUUUGCAGUCGCCAUGUGCAAUGUUCUACCAGCUUUUGCUUUCCUCAUGGCUUGGGCUUGCAGGCUUGAGAAAGUGAAUAUUUUGAAAAGGGGAAGCCAAGCAAAAAUCAUAGGAACCAUGGUGACAGUAGGAGGAGCCAUGAUUAUGACCUUCAUAACAGGACCCAUGUUGAAUCUGCCAUGGACAAAGCCCUACCACCCCUCUGCUUCUUCAUCUUCUUCUUCAGCUGGUUCUGCAAAUCACCAAAGCCCAAUCAAGGGCUCCCUUAUGAUUGCCAUUGGCGACAUUUCCUGGUCAGCUUUCAUCAUUCUUCAGAUGAUUACAUUGAAAUCGUACCCGGCCGAGCUGUCUCUUACAGCGUUGAUUUGCUUGGUGGGUACCAUUGGUGGCUGUGGGGUGGCUUUGGUCAUGGAGAGGGGGAACCCUUCUGCUUGGGCUGUGCACUUUGAUAGACAGCUUCUGGCAGUGGUUUAUGCUGGAGUAAUGUGUUCAGGGGUAACUUAUUAUAUUCAAGGAGUAGUGAUGAAAAUAAAAGGGCCUGUUUUUGUCACUGCAUUCAAUCCUCUGAGCUUGAUUCUUGUUGCAAUCUUGAGCUCCUUCAUCUUGUCUGAGAUCAUGUUCCUGGGAAGGAUUGUUGGAGCAGUGGUGAUAAUCACAGGGUUGUACCUGGUUUUGUGGGGCAAAAGCAAGGAUCAGCUUUUAGUUAAACCAGAAUCUGAUAAGAUAUCAUCUGGUAAGCAACAAAUGACUGCAACAACGGGUGAGGAGGGCUCGAAGUCCGUUCAAUCGAGUCAAGAGUUCACAGCGCUUGAUGUUGGCAAAGAGGACACAAAAUGAUGACAACUUCUAGUCCUGGUAUCUGUUAAUAUAUGAAGCAAUUGAAUGUGUUUAAAGUACCCUGCAUUUUCAUUUCCCAAAAUGUAUUUGUAACUAUAUAAUAAUAGUUUCUGUUUUUGUCG